AUGUAUAUUACUGAGCGUGAUGGCGCUGAUGAAUUCUUUAAGAUCCUUCCAUCUAUCCUAAUGCUCAUACCUAUCAUAUUAGCGGCCAGAUUAAUGAUGGGUAGUGGUGGUAUGAUGGGAGGUAGUGGUUCAUCAAGUGGUGGACGUAAUAUCUUCCAACUUGGUAAAGCUUUCCCUCAGGGUACAAAGGAUCUUAGAGUGAAGACUAGGUUCUCUGAUGUUGCUGGUCUAACCCAAGCUAAACAGGAAGUUGUGGAGUUCGUAGACUUCCUAAGAGAGCCGAGUAAGUUCGAGCAUUUAGGAGCACGGAUACCCAAAGGUGGAUUAUUGGUUGGUCCUCCUGGAACUGGUAAGACUUUAUUAGCUAAGGCAGUAGCAGGAGAGAGUGGUGUACCCUUCUUCUCUAUGAGUGGUUCUGACUUUAUUGAGAUGUUUGUUGGAGUAGGUCCUAGUCGAGUGAGAGACCUAUUCGCUCAAGCACGGCAAGCGGCACCUUCCAUUAUAUUUAUUGAUGAGAUUGAUGCUGUUGGUAGGAAGAGAGGAAAGGGUGGUUUCUCUGGAGGAGCCAAUGAUGAGAGAGAGAACACACUUAAUCAGAUACUAGUUGAGAUGGAUGGAUUUAGCUCAACUACUGGAGUAGUAGUCUUAGCUGGUACCAACAGAGCGGAUAUCCUAGAUCCAGCAUUAAUACGACCAGGAAGGUUUGAUAGACAGAUUGCUGUUGAUAAACCUGACCUUAAUGAUAGGGAAGCUAUCUUUAAGGUCCAUCUUAAACCCCUUACUCUCCUUAAGGGUAUUGAUGUAACCGAAGUAGCCCGACGUAUGGCGGCCUUGACACCUGGUAUGACGGGUGCUGAUAUUGCUAACCUCUGUAAUGAGGCUGCUAUCUAUGCAGCACGUAGGAGUUCAUCUGGGGUAGAGAUGAAGGAUUUUGAGGCGGCUACUGAGAGGAUUAUUGGUGGAUUGGCUAAAUCCAAUAACCUUAUGUCGGAGCAAGAGAAGAGGACAGUAGCUAUACAUGAGUCAGGUCAUGCUGUAGCGGGUUGGAUGAUGGAAUUUGCUGAUCCUCUCCUAAAGGUUACCAUAGUACCAAGGUCAUCUGGGGCCUUAGGUUUUGCACAAUAUCUUCCUGAGGAGUUAGCUCUUUAUUCUAAGGAAGCUCUUCAUGAUAAAUUAGCUGUUAUCUUGGGUGGUCGUGCUGCUGAGGAACUCUUUACUGGUCGUAUUACUACUGGUGCUGCUGAUGACUUUGCUAAGGCUACUAAUAUAGCAUUGGGUAUGGCACAAGUAUAUGGUAUGACAGAAGGUGUUGGUCUACUUAGUUGGAAUCCUCAACAGAUGCAGGAGAUGAUGUAUAAGCCAUUUAGUGAGAAGACAGCUCAGACUAUCGAGAGUGAGGCUAGGAAGAUUGUGGAGAAUCAAUAUAAGAGAGUGAAGGAGUUAUUAAAGGCGAAUGAAGCUAAGGUGAAGGCUUUGAGUGUAGAGCUGUUUACUAAGGAGACUUUAGUAUUCAAUGAUCUACAGGAUGUCCUUGGACCUAGGCCUUAUGGCAUCAAUGAUAAAUACUUAAAGUAUAUCGAUACCAGAGCUGGAGUAGAGAAGGAUAGACAGGAGGCAACAGCAGCAGCAGCAGCUGCUACUAAGGAGAAGGCUGAGGAGGUUCACUUGAAUGAGAACUCUGGUAUACCUAUGGGAGAGGCUAAGGAGAAGGCUGAGGAGCAGCAGCCUUUGACUGAGGCAUCGGGCAUACACCACCACCAGCAGGGGGAGGAGAAGGAGGAAGGGGGAGGAACUCAAAGCUCGAGGACUGAUGAUAAUCAUAGAUAA
Perkinsus marinus ATCC 50983 is the source of this 1827-nucleotide messenger RNA. RefSeq names its product cell division protein FtsH, putative. Gene Ontology annotation, molecular function: metalloendopeptidase activity; ATP binding; ATP hydrolysis activity. Gene Ontology annotation, biological process: protein-containing complex assembly; mitochondrial protein processing. Gene Ontology annotation, cellular component: membrane; m-AAA complex. Bases 1 to 1827 code for a protein of 608 amino acids. NCBI's taxonomy places the organism in Eukaryota, Perkinsozoa, Perkinsida, Perkinsidae. The transcript has 14 exons. The record is from RefSeq and is a predicted model, not a curated record.